Schistosoma turkestanicum is the source of this 1895-nucleotide messenger RNA. The record is from the annotation of a GenBank genome assembly. Lineage: Eukaryota; Metazoa; Platyhelminthes; Trematoda; Strigeidida; Schistosomatidae.
GUGGCUCGUCGAGUAGGUCCUUGAGUCAAUCCCUCAAGGAUGUUAGUAUUAGCGGAAUGUCAAACUGUUUGGUUUCACCAAGGCGGAAGACUUUUACCGUCUGCAUCUUUGUUCUCAUAAAUGUAUUAAACUAUAUGGAUAGAUUUACAAUUGCAGGAGUUCCUGAGAAUGUAAAAAGCUACUACAAAAUUAACGAUUCAGAGCUGGGCCAGCUGCAAACUAUGUUUUAUGUAUUCUACACGGUUCUCAGUCCUGUUGCUGGUUACCUAGGAGAUCGUUGGAAAAGAAAACGUAUUAUGCAAAUCGGUCUUACAUUUUGGGUGCUCGUUACUUUUGGGAGUUCGUUUGUUCCUGCCCAUCGAUUCAGUUUGUUCUUAGCUACUCGCUGUUUCGUCGGGGUUGGCGAAGCCAGCUACUCGACCUUAGCUCCAACAAUUCUAUCUGAUUUAUUUGCAGGAAAUGCAAGGACAAAAGUUUUAGGACUCUUCUACUUUGCAGCACCUGUUGGGAGCGGUUUAGGCUUCAUAUUUGGUUCAGAAAUAACUCGGUUCACAGGAUCUUGGCAAUGGUCUUUACGAAUUACACCAAUUUUAGGCGUCUUUUGUAUAAUUCUACUGAGUGUUUUACAUUCAGAUCCACCUCGUGGUGAGGCAGAAGGAGGUUUACACAUGCGCACCACUUCAUGGUUGUUAGAUAUGAAAUCGCUACUAUCUAACCCAGCUUUUAUGUUUAUUUGCUGUGGAUAUACAUGUGUCUGUUUUGUUUUGGGUUCACUUUCUUGGUUUGCUAUUGAUCUAAUACAGUCAGCAUUAAAUGCAGUAAACGAUGAUCCUUUUGCCUGGAAGAAUUACAACAUUCCUCUUGUUUUUGGAAUUGCAACAUGUUUUGCGGGUAUUUUCGGAGUCUUAUCUGGUGCAGAACUAGGUCGUUAUUUACGUCGAUGGAUUCCUGCAGCAGAUGCUUAUGUUUGUUCUACAAGUCUAUUUCUAUGUGCUCCAUUCUUAUUUUUUGCUCUAAUUUCUCCAUCCUGGAAUUUCUAUGCAUGCAUUAUUCUUGUUUUCAUUGUGGAAUUUCUUUUAUGUAUCACAUGGGCUCUUGUAGCGGAUAUGACUAUGGGAGUAGUUAUACCGACUCGCCGUUCUACAGCAUCUGCACUUCAAAUGGUUAUGAGUCAUGCAUUAGGAGAUGCUAUCAGUCCGGCUAUUGUUGGUCGGAUUGCAGUAGCUUUAACUGAUUUACAUUCAUUAGAAACACAAUAUUUAGGCUUACAACGAGCAUUAUUUCUUACAGCGUUUGUUUGUGCUCUUGGAGGUUUCUUAUUUCUUAUGGUGACUUUAUUUUUGAUUCAAGCUAAAAAUGAUGUUCAUAAAGCUAUUGAAGAGUGUUCACCGAGAUCUAUUCCUUAUAAUGGUAAACAGGAAUCAUUGGACAAAUGUUCUAUCUCAAUAUGAAUAAGUAUUCUCGUUCAUUGGUCUCUGCAAUCCCUCCACAACCUUGAGACCUUUAAAUCGCGAGUGCUUUUUUUUUCUAACCACCGAAGUUAGCCAUCUAGUGGUUUAGCUCAAAAAAAUAUAAUUGAUUGUACAACUGUCACUUAUUCUUAAUGAUGAUAUUAUUUUCAAAUCUAGACAUAGUAGACAGAGUAGUAUAUCAACAAUCUAUUUCUCUCUGAUAUUACUUCUCAACUUGAUUAUACUACUUAUUAAGGCUAAACAAUACUACUACCACCACUACUACUACUCUAUACUGUGUUUAAUGAUAAAAAAAAUUUUUUCUUAAGAAAACCAUUGAAGCCUUAAUGUUUCAAUUAAAUUUUAUAAUCCUAAGUAAUAAAUAGGAUUCACUCAUGGACAGAUUUUUUUUAAAAAAAAAACAUUCUGUUUUAACUCUUAUAU